AUGGAAAUCUACUCAAUAUUCUUUGGUGUCUUUCUAGGAUUGUUUUUGCCCACUGCAGGGAAAGCAUUGCAACAGACUUGGAGCAUAUGGCAACGCACAAGGACCUUGCAUCAUGCCUAUCUCUGGAUGAUAUGGACGGACACAAUAGUGAAUUUUGUAUUUGCUAUCGUAACAUAUCUGCAUCUAUGUGGUAUCGUCCCUCCAAGUUAUGGCUUUUUUUUCGGUACUGUGUUAUUAUGGUCGUUCCAAACGCAACUUCUUCCACUCAUCAUCGCCAAUCGUGUUAGUUUGAUCAUGGUUGACAAGAAGAAAGCCCGGUUGCUCAAAUGGGGACUCUUCAUAAUCAUUGGUCUUGUGAACAUAUCUGUUGGCUGCAUUUGGAUUCCUUCACAAAUGAAAGUAAGCCCAACUAUCAUUGCCAUAAAUCAUGUAUGGGAACCGGUCGAAAAGUCGUUCUUCCUUGUCGUUGAUUUAGCACUUAACGUAUACUUCCUGUACCUGGUACGCUACCGACUUAUUGCCAACGGAUUGACAAAGUACAUGCGACUUUUUCGGUUCAAUACAGCAAUUGUGGGUGUUUCCACAUCUAUGGAUGCAUUGCUUUUGGGACUACUAAGGUUGCCAGAUGGCUAUACUUAUGUUCAAUUUGCACCUGUUGCUUACAUUGUUAAACUCAAUAUCGAACUUUCGAUGGCGGUCAUGAUCUCGAAAGUUGUGCGCAGCAGUUCUGACAGACGUGACGAUCGGUAUGCUGAAGGAAACCAUACUUUACACGGAAUCCAUCGCACGAACAGCUCUACUCUUGGAUCUCGAAUACCGCAACAAAAUAGCAAUCAUUCUGUUGCAAAAGUAGAUGCUCAUAAUGAGACUGCAAGCAGUAAUUGGCCUGUAUCUUAUCAUAAGCAAGAUCAGCAUCGGGGUAUUGUAACAAUGGUAACAACUUCGGAGCUACCCGAGGAUAACUGCACAGACGAUAACUCUGAAGAAGGUAUUCUUAGGACCGUGACGAUGGCCGUAAGGUCCGAGUAUCGAGAAGAAAUUCAUGAUAAGGAGGACCCAUGA
Messenger RNA from Bipolaris maydis ATCC 48331, 1062 nucleotides. RefSeq lists its product as uncharacterized. The record is from RefSeq and is a predicted model, not a curated record. NCBI's taxonomy places the organism in Eukaryota, Fungi, Ascomycota, Dothideomycetes, Pleosporales, Pleosporaceae.